CCUCAGUCUUAGUGCCAAACCUGAAGAGCCUGUGCCUAGGAGCUCCCUCCCAGCCACUGAGCUGUGUCGUGAGAAGCCAAGACCUGCAGAAGAUUUUCCUCUCCGUUCCAUGUCCAGAGACACAGGUGUACAAAGAGCCACCUGACACCUGACCUGAAGCCAGAGGAAACCGGUUGACAGCCUGCAGAGCAGACCCAACAUGUGCAGCACCAGUGUAUGUGACCUGGAAGACAUCCCCCUGGAAGACGAUGACCCAAACAGCAUAGAAUUCAAAAUCCUGGCCUUCUAUGCCAGACAUCAUGUCUUCAAGAGCACCCCGGCUGUCUUCUCCCCCAAGCUCUCCAGAACAAGAAGUUUGUCCCAGAAGGCACUGGGGACUUGGUCAACUGAUUCGUGGACACAGGUGUCCUUGCCUUGUAGGAGCUCCCCCUCCAGUGAAAAGCACUUAAGCCUUUUCAAGAAGAAGUCUUCUUGGAGGACCUUCUUCAGAGCAACUGAGGAAGAAGGCUCACUGAGCUCCCCAAAGGAGGCCCAUGCUCAGGGCCUGGUGGGCCCCUUUGUGGUAGAGCGUCAGGGUGCCUCCUAUAACCAGCCCUGGACCAGGUCCCUUUCCAAUGUGGAGCAGCGCCUGGAGAGCGAAGCUGUGGACCCCAAAGUUGCUUGUAUUGCUAACCGAGUGGCUGAAAUUGUUUACUCCUGGCCACCACCAGAAGACAGCCAUAGCCAGGGAGGAGGCUUCAAGCUCAAAGAGAGUAUCCCAAAGAUUCCACACUUCCGGUUAGAAGGGAGAUCUUGUGAUUCCAAGAAAGCAGAUGGAGAAGACCAAAUAAUCAGCAAAAUAGUUGAGCUGCUGAAAUUCUCAGGGGACCAGCUGGAAAGAGAGAUAAAGAAAGAUAAGGCUUUGAUGAGCAGCUUCCAGGAUGGGCUGUCGUACUCACUGUUCAAGACUAUCACGGACAUGUUCCUGAGGAAUGUGGACACCAGAGGAGAAUCAGAGGUCAAAGCUCAGGGCUUCAAGGCUGCCCUUGCAAUAGACGCCAUAGCCAAGCUCACAGCCAUCGACAACCACCCAAUGAAUAGGAUGCUGGGCUUUGGGACCAAGUACCUAAAAGAGUGCUUCUCCCCCUGGGUCCAGCAGAACGGUGGAUGGGAAAAAAUACUUGGGAUAUCACAUGAAGAAGUAGACUGAAACAGCCAAAGACCUGCCAUCUGGAAUGGUCCUUGUCCAACAGUGGUCCUGUGCCCACUGUGCUCAGCAUAGACUUCAGGAGAAAAUGAAAACAUACGCAGCAGAUGGAGCGCAAAAUUGCUAGAACCAUCCUUUGACUCAGGAGGUACCAGGAGGGGCCUUGCUCUCUCCAGCUCGUAGGACUCAGCAGCAUGGACCGCUUCUGAGUGUAUGAGGGAGCCCAUAAAGAUAAGUGGUCAUUUUACCUUUAAAUGUUCAGACAGGAAACCAUCCUGUUAGGUACAUUAGAGGAAGCAUUUAACAGGUGUCUGUCCAUCUUGUGGAAGUGAAACCAUAAACUAUGUGUGUGCUUACUUUGUAGUCUCCAGUGCUGUUUGUUCCUCAGACUGCAUUUGGGAUAUCUUGAUAAUGGCAUCAUCUCAAGUUUGCCUUCAGGAGGAUGUCUCUAUUUGUGUCACAGAGGAAACUUGAGUAAGUCUUGCUGAUACAUUCUCUCAAAAAACACUGUGGCAGUUUGAUAAACUUCCAUUUGGUACA
Molecule: messenger RNA, 1726 nt
Organism: Acomys russatus (golden spiny mouse)
Lineage: Eukaryota; Metazoa; Chordata; Mammalia; Rodentia; Muridae
Gene: Bcl2l14
Product: BCL2 like 14
Exons: 6
Coding region: 200-1189 (329 amino acids)
Biological process (GO): regulation of apoptotic process
Source: RefSeq, a predicted model, not a curated record